AGCCCCAACAACAACUACAGCUGCCCCAACAACGACCACAACAGCGGCCGCAACAACAACAACCACAACAGCUGCCCCAACAACCACAACAGCUGCCUCAACAACAACUACAGCUGCCCCAACAACGACCACAACAACUGCCCCAACAACCACAACAGCUGCCCCAACAACCACAACAGCUGCCGCAACAACAACCACAACAGCUGCCCCAACAACAACUGCACCUGCCCCAACAACAACCACAACAACCACAACAGCUGCCCCAUCAACAACCACAACAACUGCCCCAACAACAACAACCACAACAACUGCCCCAACAACAACAACCACAACAGCUGCCCCAACAACAACUACAGCGGCCCCAACAAAAACCACAACAACCACAACAGCUGCCCCAACAACAACAACAUCAACCGCAUCCCCAACAACAACUACAGCUGCCCCAACAACGACCACAACAGCGACCCCAACAACAACAACCACAACAGCUGCCCCAACAACCACAACAGCUGCCGCAACAACAACAACAGCUGCCCCAACAACAACAACCACAACAACUGCCCCAACAACAACCACAACAACUGCCCCAACAACAACAACAACCACAACAACCACAACAGCUGCCCCAACAACAACCACAACAACUGCCCCAACAACAACAACCACAACAACUGCCCCAACAACAACAACCACAACAGCUGCCCCAACAACAACAACAACAACAACCACAACAGCUGCCCCAACAACUACAACUGCAACCCCAACAACAACCACAACAGCUGCCCCAACAACAACCACAACAACUGCCCCAACAACAACAACCACAACUGCUGCACCAACAACUACAACUGCCCCCACAACAACAACUACAGCGGCCCCAACAACAACCACAACAACCACAACAGCUGCCCCAACUACAACCACAACAACUGCCCCAACAACAACAACCACAACUGCUGCCCCAACAACAACCACAACAGCUGCCCCAACAACAACAACCACAACUGCUGCACCAACAACUACAACUGCAACCCCAACAACAACCAC
This is a messenger RNA of Oreochromis aureus, 1047 nucleotides long. Its product is annotated as GATA zinc finger domain-containing protein 14-like. The transcript is spliced from 3 exons. Lineage: Eukaryota; Metazoa; Chordata; Actinopteri; Cichliformes; Cichlidae. The annotation marks the transcript as partial. The record is from RefSeq and is a predicted model, not a curated record.